AUGGCGGAACCGCCAAGCACAGUGCACGGCGCCGCUGCUGUUGCCGCCGCCGCCGUGUCGGAGAAAGAACCGUUUGGCAAGCUGCAGCCCUCCUCCCGGGACCCACCAGGCCCUCUCUCCUCCAAGAAGGUCCGGACUGAGGAGAAGAAGGCGCCGCGGAGAGUGAACGGGGAUGGGGGCAGCGGCGGGAACAGCAGGCAGCUGCAGCCGGCGGCGGCGGCGGCACCGUCGCCUCAGAGCUAUGGCAGCUCCGCGUCUUGGAGCUUCGCCGCUCUGUCUGCUGUCCCCUCCCCGUCCUCUUCUCGGAGCAGUUUCUCUUUCUCCGCUGGCACGGCCGUCCCCUCCUCAGCCUCCGCUUCCUUGUCUCAGCCGGUGCCGCGCAAACUGCUGGUCUCUCCUGCGCUGCUGCACGCUCAGCCUCACCAUCUCCUGCUGCCGGCCGCCGCUUCGUCUGCCAACGCCAAGCCGCGCAGACCGAAGGAGAAGCGGGAGAAGGAGAGGAGGAGGCACGGCCUCGGCGGGGCGAGCGAGGCCGGCGGGGCCGCCCGGGAGGAGAACGGGGAGGUGAAGCCGCUGCCGCGAGAUAAAAUCAAAGACAAAAUUAAAGGAAGAGACAAAGAAAAGGAGAGAGAAAAAAAGAAACAUAAAGUAAUGAAUGAGAUCAAGAAAGAGAAUGGGGAAGUAAAGAUUUUGCUGAAAAGUGGGAAGGAGAAACCAAAAACAAAUGUGGAAGACUUACAAAUUAAAAAGGUAAAGAAGAAAAAGAAGAAGAAACACAAAGAGAAUGAAAAACGGAAGCGUCCGAAAAUGUAUAGCAAAUCUAUUCAGACCAUUUGCUCAGGAUUGCUAUCUGAUGUUGAAGAUCAAGAAGCCAAAGGCAUCCUAAAUGACAGCAUAAAGGAUUACAUUGGAAAGAAUUUGGAUACCAAAAACUAUGAUUGCAAAAUUCCAGAGAACAGUGAAUUUCCAUUUGUUUCAUUAAAGGAGCCACGAGUUCAGAAUAAUCUCAAAAGGUUGGACAGCUUGGAGUUCAAACAGCUCAUUCAUGUUGAGCACCAGCCUAAUGGAGGCGCAUCAGUUAUCCAUGCCUACAGUAAUGAACUCUCCCACCUGUCUCCUGUGGAGAUGCAGAAGUUUGCAGAAGAGUUUGUGGGUCUAGUGUUCAGUGAAAAUGAAAACUCUGCAGCUUUUUAUGUAAUGGGUGUUGUUCAUGGGGCAGCUACUUAUUUACCUGACUUUUUAGACUACUUUUCAUUUAAUUUUCCCAAUUCACCAGUGAAAAUGGAGAUAUUGGGAAAGAAAGAUAUAGAGACAACGACUAUGUCCAAUUUUCAUGCUCAGGUAAAAAGAACGUAUUCUCAUGGUACUUACAGAGCUGGCCCAAUGCGACAGAUAAGCUUGGUGGGAGCAGUUGAUGAAGAAGUGGGAGAUUACUUCCCUGAGUUCCUUGACAUGUUGGAAGAUUCACCAUUUUUAAAAUGUACACUGCCAUGGGGGACACUAUCUAGUCUAAAAUUAGAGAGUCGAAAAGAUAGUGAUGAUGGUCCCAUCAUGUGGGUACGUCCAGGAGAACAAAUGAUCCCUGUGGCUGAUAUGCCAAAGUCACCUUUCAAAAGGAAAAGAACUACCAAUGAAAUAAAAAACCUUCAGUACCUACCUCGAACCAGUGAGCCCCGUGAGAUGCUUUUUGAAGACAGGACAAGAGCCCAUGCAGAUCAUAUAGGACAAGGUUUUGAGCGACAGACUACAGCUGCUGUUGGAGUGUUGAAGGCUGUGCACUGUGGAGAGUGGCCUGAUCAACCCCGAAUAACCAAAGAUGUAAUUUGUUUUCAUGCUGAAGAUUUCUUAGAAGUAGUUCAACGAAUGCAGUUAGAUUUACAUGAACCUCCACUGUCCCAGUGUGUCCAGUGGGUUGAUGAUGCAAAACUUAAUCAACUGAGGAGGGAAGGCAUUCGCUAUGCCAGGAUUCAGCUGUAUGAUAAUGACAUUUAUUUUAUUCCAAGGAAUGUUGUUCAUCAGUUCAAGACAGUUUCAGCUGUAUGUAGUUUAGCAUGGCACGUUCGGCUCAAAUUAUAUCACUCAGAGGAGGACAAUUCUCAGAAUACAGCCACUCAUGAAACAGGCACAUCACCAGAUUCCACAUCAACAGUUCUUGGACCUCACACUGACAACAUGAUUUGUGCUGUAAGCAAAACCUCCUUGGAUUCUGCGUUUUCAGACAAACUUCACUCUAAAUACGAAUCACAGCAGAUUAAACAUGAACCUAUUGUAUCUGUAAGAAUCAAAGAAGAACCUGUGAAUGUUAAUAUUCCUGAAAAGAUUAGAGUAUCAAAUAAUAUGGAUGGCAAGAAUGUUAAAGCAAAAUUGGAUCAUGUUCAGUUUACAGAAUUUAAGAUUGAUGUGGAUUCUAAAUCUGAAAAUAGCAACAAAGACUUAAAGGAAGAAUUGUGCCCUGGAAGUCUCAUAAGUCUAGUUGAUACAAGGCAACAUAGUUCAGUACAUUCAAAUCAAGAUAGAAAAGAUGAUGACAUUUUGUGCUAAAUUUGU
Cynocephalus volans (Philippine flying lemur) is the source of this 2547-nucleotide messenger RNA. RefSeq names its product round spermatid basic protein 1 like (gene RSBN1L). The record is from RefSeq and is a predicted model, not a curated record. Lineage: Eukaryota; Metazoa; Chordata; Mammalia; Dermoptera; Cynocephalidae. The transcript is spliced from 8 exons. The coding region runs from base 1 to 2541 and encodes 846 amino acids. Gene Ontology annotation, cellular component: nucleus.